CAUUGUGGGUAUCACUGAACCAUUAUGGCGGCUAUUCAUGAAGUCGCGCCUGACGCCUUGCCGUAUUACGAUCAGGGAUAUGAUGACCCAGGAGUAAGAGAAAUGGUCAAUCAGCUGGUUGAAGAAGAAACAAGACGUUACAGACCAACAAAAAAUUACUUAGAUUUUCUAGCUACACCAGAUUAUGAGGCUUUUGAGACGCCAAUCUUGAAGAAGGAAUAUGAAAGAAUUAGCAAAAGACAACCAAUGGACUUGCUCAGCAUGAAAAGAUAUGAACUUCCACAGCCUACUGCCAACCAAAAACAUGAUAUUACAUCUUGGACAGAAGCUGUGGAAAAUUCCAUGGCUCAACUUGAGCAUCAAGCUGAAAGAAUUGAGAAUCUGGAGCUGUUGUCAAAAUAUGGCAGUUCUUCUUGGAGAAUUUACAACGAAACUCUUACAAGAAUACUGGCCCAACAGCAGAAGAAACUCAUGGAUAUUAAGAAAGAAAUUCAAGAAGUAAACUGGCAGCGUAAAACAGAGCAGACCAAAGCAGGGGAACAACUUCAACAUCUGGAGCAAAGUUGGGUUGGGCUGGUGACAAAGAAUUAUGAAAUAGAAAGAGCUUGUACUGAACUUGAAGCAGAACUUGAAAGACUCAAACAAGAGACUUAACAAGAAGCUGAUCAGGCCCCAACACAGUUCAAAACUCAGUGAAGUGUGUGGGUCAGUGAAGGAGUUUGUCAAGUUGCAUCCAGUUAUUCCAGUACACGAGACAGAAGAAGGAAAACAGUACUCCUCUGCGCAAUUCUUACUUAAAUAUUUAUAACUAAUGUAGUUACUGUUACGCGCAAGUUUUAUACUCACAACACACACCAAGUGUUUAUUGUUGUUAUUUUUGGUGCUGCUAGUUGUCAGCCGUAGGCAUGAUCUCAUGUUAUUGUCCACUCUAGGGACUAGAAACCAGGUGAUUGGCAAAAAAGGUGCAUUGAUUUAUUCAGAUAGGCUGUGUGGCUUAAUAAAAGUCAACAAACCUGUAACGCGCAGAGCAGUCCCCAAUUUUCUGUUUUAUUUUUCCUUUCCCUUUGAUUACUUCUUUCCAGUUUUUUUUUUCUUAUGAAUAAAUUUACUUCAAUCUUA
This is a messenger RNA of Stylophora pistillata, 1119 nucleotides long. Its product is annotated as pre-mRNA-splicing factor SPF27. Gene Ontology annotation, biological process: mRNA processing. Gene Ontology annotation, cellular component: catalytic step 2 spliceosome; Prp19 complex; precatalytic spliceosome. NCBI's taxonomy places the organism in Eukaryota, Metazoa, Cnidaria, Anthozoa, Scleractinia, Pocilloporidae. The record is from RefSeq and is a predicted model, not a curated record.